This is a messenger RNA of Xiphophorus couchianus (Monterrey platyfish), 2341 nucleotides long. RefSeq names its product gastrula zinc finger protein XlCGF57.1-like. Gene Ontology annotation, biological process: regulation of transcription by RNA polymerase II. The transcript is spliced from 3 exons. Lineage: Eukaryota; Metazoa; Chordata; Actinopteri; Cyprinodontiformes; Poeciliidae. Bases 281 to 1933 code for a protein of 550 amino acids. Gene Ontology annotation, molecular function: DNA-binding transcription factor activity, RNA polymerase II-specific. Gene Ontology annotation, cellular component: nucleus. The record is from RefSeq and is a predicted model, not a curated record.
GUCCGACAGGUGGCGGUAAUGCGUCCAUCUGCAGGCUGGGUGUCAACAAGAAGAGAACGAAGGAAAAGGGAUCAAUUAAAAAAGCAGCAACAGCCGCAGGGAGAGGGGUUAGCAUCCGAGCUAAGUGAGAAGCUAACCCCAGGACAUAAGAAGGAACCGGUUCCCCUUUAGAGAAAAGGAUAAAGAUGAGUUCACACCGACAACACUGAACGUUCAUUGGGAACUGGGUUGCGUUUUCUGUCACCAAAGAGUACAAGAUAACCGGGCUGUCGUCUUCAUCAUGUCGGCGUUUACCUGGGAGGUUGUUGAUGAUCACUUUCUCAUUAACAAGGAAGGGAACUUCAACCCUGACAAGACGAAACCAAACGACCCAGAACAAGAACGACCAGAACCAAAGCUGCUGACGGAGAUAAAAGAGGAAGAAGACCAACAGGUAGAACUGUUUGAUGGUGCAGAGCAGGUUGUUGUGAAGCAGGAGACUGACUCGUUCACGGCGAAUCCUCCUCCGGAGAACACCGAACCAGAUUCACAGACAACUGAGGAACAUCAACCAGUCAAGGAAGAACAGGUUGAACUGAGCAUCUGCAACAAAGUGGUGAAGCAGGAGGCAGAAACCUUUACGGUUCCGCCUAGUGAGGUUCUCCUCCACAGAGAACCAGAACUUCAGAUGAUCCAGGCGAAGGAGGAACUGGAAUCUGAAGAGGUUAAAGAGGAACAGGAGGAUCUUUCCAGUAGUCCUGAUGAAGACCAGAACCAGAACCAGAACCAAAUCCUCUCUACAAACUCAACUGAAGCCGACAAUCAGCAAGAAAGCGACCACAGUGAGACGCUGCAUAUUUGCAAAGUGUGCAAGAAAACCUUUGAAAGUAGCAGUCAUUUGGCCGAACACACAAGAAGUCACUCUGGUGAAAAACCCUUCCAGUGUCUAUCCUGUGGAAAAGCUUUCACCAAACAAAACAACUUGGCCGUCCACAUUAGAACCCACACAGGCGAGAAGCCAUUCUCGUGCCCCACUUGUGGAAAAGGUUUUACCCAGAAAGGUAACUUGAGCAUUCACAUGGCAACGCACACGGGCGAGAAACCGUUCUCCUGCCCGACUUGUGGAAAAGGUUUCACUCAGAAAAGUAACCUCCACAUUCACAUGAGAACCCACUCGGGCGAGAAGAUGUUCCCAUGCGAGCUGUGUAGCAAAUCCUUCAGCUUCGGUUGCCAGUUGGCUACUCAUAUGAGAACCCAUACAGGCGAGAAACCGUUCCUCUGUGUGGCGUGUGGAAAACGCUUCUCACAGCAAAACUACUUGACUGUCCACAUGAAAAUCCACACAGGUGAGAGGCCUUUCUCCUGUCCCACUUGUGGAAAGAGUUUUAUCAAGGAGUGGAACUUGUCCGUUCACAUACGAUGCCACACAGGUGAGAAGCCGUAUCCUUGUGAAGUUUGUGGUAAAUCCUUCAUCAAUAAAAGUCAUCUGACCAACCACAUGAGGACUCAUACAUGUGAGAAGCCUUUCUCCUGCCUGACUUGUGGAAAGAGUUUCACCAAACAGGGUAACCUGACCGACCACAUAAGAAGCCACACAGGCGAGAAGCCAUAUCCGUGCAAAGUGUGCGGCAAGUCGUUCGUCAACAAAAGCCAUUUGACCAACCACUUGAGGACUCACACCGGGGAGAAGCCAUACGACUGCAAGCUGUGCGGUAAAUCUUUCACAGACUGCAGCAGCAUAGCUCAGCACAUGAAAACACACACAGGGGAGAAGCCGUAUCCUUGUGAUGUUUGUGGUAAAUCCUUCCGGAACAGAAAUCACUUGGCUUGUCACAUAAGAACCCACACAGGGGAGAAACCUUUUUCCUGUCCGAUCUGCAGAAAAAGCUUUACCCAGAAAGGGAACUUGAGUAUUCAUGUGAAAACUCACACAGGCGAGAACACACAAGCGUGAGAAGGAGCAUUCUGCGAUUUACAUAGUAAAUCUUUUUAUUCAACAUGUUUAUAGUUCAACUUUUGUUAUCUUAGCCUUCUGAGAAAAAUAUUUAAAUCUAAAGCUGCUUUCAUACCUGAUGGUCCAGUAGACUCGGUUCUGUUCCAGUAGGGAUGUCUGGAAACGAAGUUGGCGUUUCUCAAGAGCCAUGAAAAUAAAUCUUCAUUCAACUUAUUAUUUUUAAAAUGUCACCAGCUCACUUCUCUGGAAUCAGACUUUCACUGAUUUAUUUAUUGUCAUGAGCUUAAUAAGCACUUAGAAAAACUGGUUACAUUUCAAAAUAAGAGCAUCAACAUAAAUCAUACUGUUUGAAUAACUAACAGUAGUGAAUUUUGAGAUGUUUCUAAAUAUUUCUAUCUCGCCAUUACA